AUGGAUAAUGAUAUCGAUUCAAUUAAAAUUGAAAUUAUUCAACAAAAAGAACCACCUAUGUGGCUUCUUCAUGCCAAUUCAGUGCAACAUGAGGAAAUGUCCGACAUUGUACAUCGUAUGCAUGAUCUGGUUCAUUGUACUCUUCGACAAAUACAAACUUUUAUCCAUAAAAUCAAAGAUUCUGUUCGAAUGUUUGGAAAAAAUGUGGGAAGUUGUGCACAUUUGCGUACAAAAAAUGGUAAAACUUUUGUCAAACAUUUAAAAAUGUUCUUGGACGAAAAAGAAAAAGAGCUGAAAGAAAAAUUUGAGAAGGAUAUUACAGAUAAAUGUCGAUCUCUGGUAGUGAAAGGUAGCAUACUAAAUGAAGCUAUCUAUGGAAGAGAACUGGAAUACUAUGCUCAAGUGUGUCUACAAUGGAAGUCGAUUGAACGACAUUUUGAAGAUUUCAAGAGAAAGGCUUUUCAUGCAUUUAUAAAAGAUUCAAAACAAACAUGGAAGUUUGAGGGAAGCACUGGUAGGUGUUCUAUCAGACAAUUUUUUGCUUUUGUCUUUUUCGUCAUUCGAAAGACUUUGCGCAUUUUGGUCAUUGUCG
Messenger RNA from Rotaria sp. Silwood2, 592 nucleotides. Lineage: Eukaryota; Metazoa; Rotifera; Eurotatoria; Philodinida; Philodinidae. The record is from the annotation of a GenBank genome assembly.